CCUAUCACUUGCUGCAACCCAUACAUUCACACAUUUUCUCUUUCUCUCUCAACUUCUUCUUCUUCUUCUAACCUUCACUAACUCAUAAAGAAGGCACCACUUUUUUUCAGUAACCUUCUUCCUAAUACCAUAGUCAUGGAUGGAAUUCAAAACAGAGAUAUUGGAUCAUGUUUAUCAAAUCUCAUAUUAUCAAGUUCAACAAACACACUUGACUCUAUUUUCUCAGAUAUUCCUUCAACAAACACCACCACAGACAGCACAACCUUCUUGGGCUGUUCAAAUUUUGAACCUUUAGGUUCCUCUGUUUACCUUCGCCAGAGAGAUAUUUUACAAAAAUUCUACGAAGAAAGCCGAUUAAACGGCUCAUUCGUUCCUUCUUCAUUUUCAAAUCAAUCUCUACUAACCCCUUCAUUAUACACAACAAAUUCAACUUCAAUUUCAAGUUCGUUCACUUCUUUGGUGAACCCUUGUAAGAAGAAGCUAUACAGAGGAGUGAGACAGAGACACUGGGGAAAAUGGGUGGCUGAGAUUAGACUUCCUCAGAAUAGAAUGAGAGUUUGGCUUGGAACUUAUGAAACUGCUGAAGCUGCAGCUUAUGCUUAUGAUCGUGCAGCUUAUAAGCUUCGAGGCGAAUACGCGCGUUUAAAUUUUCCAAAUUUGAAAGAUCCAACUAAGUUGGGUUUUGGAGAUUCUACUAGAUUGAAUGCUUUGAAGAAUUCUGUUGAUGCUAAAAUUCAAGCUAUUUGUCAAAAAGUGAAAAGGGAAAAAGCUAAAAAGAUUGCUGCAAAGAAGAUGAAGAAGAAUUCAGGUAGUAAUAAUCAUGAUACAAAGAGUGAUAAAAAUUCAGACAAGAUUAUUAACUCAUCUUCUUGUUCUUCUUCUUCGUCUUCGUUACCGCUUUCACCACUUGUUUUUUGUGAUGAUUGGGUGAAUGAAUUGUUUUCACCAACUGUUUCUGAGGAUGGAAUUUGGAAAGGGGAGAAUUCUCCGAAUUCGGUUUCGACAAUGGUGACAGAGGAAACAGAGUUUGAAGAUUGCUCCUUAGCAAGAAUGCCAUCUUUUGAUCCUGAAUUGAUUUGGGAAGUUCUUGCUGUUUAGGGAAAAUAAUAACAAAAUUAUAACGUUUUCCUUGCAUUAUCUAGGUAGUGUAAAUGAAGAUUAGUUUUUAUUCUAUGGUUUUUAUUUUUCUAAGUGAUUGUGUUAUGUAUUUUAUUUAGGUGUAGAUUUAGUAAGUGAGGGGGUUCUUUAGCAUUUUGAAUGUAGGAUUGUUUUGGCUGUCAUUUCGGCUUUGUCUUUUUACUCAAAAGCUUCAGGAUAUUUUUCCUAUGGCAGUUGUUGUGAUGAAAAAAAUGUUAUACUAUCUAUCUUGGUUAUAAAAUUUUACCUAUUGAGAGCAGUAA
This is a messenger RNA of Medicago truncatula (barrel medic), 1400 nucleotides long. RefSeq names its product ethylene-responsive transcription factor ERF061. Lineage: Eukaryota; Viridiplantae; Streptophyta; Magnoliopsida; Fabales; Fabaceae. The transcript has a single exon. Bases 136 to 1098 code for a protein of 320 amino acids. Gene Ontology annotation, biological process: regulation of DNA-templated transcription. Gene Ontology annotation, molecular function: DNA binding; DNA-binding transcription factor activity. The record is from RefSeq and is a predicted model, not a curated record.